AAUGCAAACUUAUACAACUUUUACUGCACUUAUGCAAUCUUGUGUAAGUGUACUUUAGUCUAAUGAGUGAUGCAUAUUUUAAGCAAAUGGAUAUUUGCAUUUUUGGUAAUGGGAACUACAAUGCCUUUGAGGUGUCAUCCUAAUAUGCUGUUUCCAUGUCUUCUGCUAGUAAAUUCAAGUUUUUACUCACCAGUUCAUCUGUACUAGAACAUAAAUGAAUCUAUGCAACAUAAAUACACAAACAUAAAGCAGUUAUACAAAGGUUUAUGUAACUUAGUAAGACAGGGUUUGCAAAGGUAAUGUUUGUAUAGAAGUUGUAGACAAAUUGAGAUACAUUGACCCAAUGUUACUCCUCAGGGUUUGUAGGAAAAUGUUAUUAGUGCCUCUGAAUGCAAUGCUCCUACGUGUGGCAAAUGCUGAAAUACACAAAGCAAAAGCAAGAAAGCAGUUAUCAGAGCACAAUUAUUGAACAUAUGGCACAGUUUGCGUUGUGGGCGUCUAUCAUUGAAUUAGUGCGCGAGAUUCCCUGUUAUGAAACGCGGCGUUCGCUGUUUCACAACAGGGUGGAACGCGGAGCGGGGGAGCCAAUGGGAAGCACCGCCACGCGUCACGUGUUUUUUAUUUAUGUAAUGUAAUGGUGUCAGAAGCGAACCUAGCAUAAUCUGCGGUCUAAACACUAGACAAAGAUGUUGGUCUUGCGAACUUAAAAACAGGAAAAUAGAGAUCCAUCGGUCGCUUUUUAUUUUGUCCUUGCACUGCGUUGAUGGAGUUCGGAGGAGUCAGCGAAGCCAAGCGGAGUGAACCAAUUCAUCAUGCACAACAAGGGAAAACGUUACUCUCACAACAAAGACUGAGAUAUGAUUGACAAUGGACAAUCAUAGAUAUUAAAUCUAUUGUCAUAUUUAAAAGUAAGUUGGAUAGGGAAUCCUAAAGCAUGCUCUUGGCACAAUUUCGCAGAAACUGCCAUCGGCCUGAAGCUUAUAAAAGCAGUGAUCACGAAAUGAGAUAGGACAGAGCUGUUCGUUGAACUUUUUAAUCAUGCCACACAUUUCAUGCUCAUGAAUCGAGCUCUGUAACUUUUGACAAAGGGCAUCAGCUGUUCAACUUUCAGAAGGAAGCUGUCACCGGAUGAAAGAGUCGAGGAUGGAUCUCCUGGAGUGUCCGAUAUGUCUGUUCCUCAUGUGCGAGCCCAUGACCAUGAGCUGCGGUCACUCGUUCUGCAGGAGAUGCAUGGGCGCUUUCCUGCCCUCGCGAUGCCCCACAUGCAAAGAACGAUUAAAACAGAGAGAUGCGAAAAACAUCAAAAACAAUGUGUUACUCUUCAGCGUCAUUGAGAAAUGUUGCCCAGAAGAGACUAAGAUGAAAUGUCACAUUCAGGAGAAGCUGAAAACGAGCGAGUUUACAGAAGCGCUGCGUAUUGCGGACGAAGGGAUCGAGAUGGCCCCUGAUGAUGUGAGUCUGAAAGUGUGGCGGGCUGAGGCCUGCAUGGGCCUCCGGCGCUUUUCUGAUGCCCUCCGUGACCUGGAUGACCUGUGCUGUGUGCGACCCAAUUGGACGGAGGGUUUCUUUCGUAAAGGGAAUGUUCUUCUUGAAAUGGGCCGAAAGACGGAAGCCCUCAUCCACUUCUACCGCUGCCUGAAGCAGCAGCCUGACUUUGCCCCUGCGAAAAACCAGAUUAAGAAGAUCUUGGAAGCAGAGGGCAUGGCUGUACCGGAAGAAGUUCCACGGAUCCUGCAUGUUGUGUCUGAAUACUUGCAAGAUCCCUGUCCUAUUACCAGCUCUGUAAGCCCCUCGUGCACAGAUGGUCAGCGCUACACACACAACAAUGCGGAAGGUCAAAGUGAUGCCGGGCAGAAUGCAACUAAAGCGAAGCACAGCACCAGUGGUGAGUGCUGCUUGAGCCUGUGUCAGGCCGUGUCCUUCCUCCCCACUGCUGAGGAUGAUGAGGAACUGAUGAUGAAGAGAGAGGAGAAACAGAACAGAGGUGUGUGCAGUGUGGGCAGAGAGUCCUGCCUCAGCGUUCUGACAGUGACGGAUUUUGAGUGCCCUCUCUGCAUCAGGUUAUUCUAUGAGCCGGUGACAACACCCUGUGGACACACCUUCUGCAAGAACUGCAUUGAGAGAAGUCUGGAUCAUAAUCUACGCUGUCCACUCUGCAAACAACCACUGCAGGAGUAUUUUAAGAACAGGAAGUACAACCCCACAGUGCUGCUGCAGGAGAUUAUGUCCCGCCUCUUCCCCCAGCAGCUGGCUGAGAGGAAACAGGUGCACGAGGCGGAGAUGGCAGAGCUUUCAAAUUUGACCAAGGACAUCCCGAUCUUUGUGUGCACGGUGGCAUAUCCUGGCAUCCCUUGCCCUCUGCACAUCUUUGAGCCUCGCUACCGUCUGAUGAUGCGUCGAUGUAUGGAGACGGGCACCAAAAAGUUUGGCAUGUGCAGCUAUGAGCAUGGCAAAGGCUUUGCAGAUUAUGGCUGCAUGCUGGAUAUUUUGGAUCUGGAUUUGCUUCCUGAUGGUCGCUCCUAUGUGGACACAGUGGGAGGAAGUCGCUUCCGAGUGCUCAGGAGAGGACAGAGAGAUGGCUACCACACUGCUGAUAUUGAGUACCUGGAAGACCAUAAGGUCGAAGGCGGUGAGCUUGAAUUACUGCAGCGCCUCCACGACAGCGUGUAUCAGCAGGCGAGGGAAUGGUACCACCGCCUGAACAGCCGCAUUCAGGAGCAGAUCAGCCGGCAGUACGGCAUCAUGCCAGAGAAAGAGGACGACAUUCAGGCAUCUGCUAAUGGACCGGCCUGGUGCUGGUGGCUGCUGUCAGUGCUGCAGUUAGAUCCAGCCUAUCAGACCACUGUUCUGUCUUUGACCUCCCUGAAGGACAGACUGGGUCAUCUACGCAUUGUACUAGAAUACUUCUCUCAGAGCUAGGACAGAGACACAUCAUAUGCCCAUAUCGCUGAUCUCAUCACACGCAUGCACUACGGAAGACAUUCAGUUUUUUUACUCUACAUUUUGAUUCAACCGAGAGAGACUUGUUCCUCUCACCUAAAACUUUGUCACUUUUUUUUCUGAUCAUAAUCCAUGCACACAAUAUCUUGCGCUUGGAUAAUACAUCGGACUAUCUAUGAUAUGGGUUGGUUAAAAAUAAGAUGACUUGUUCCAGUGGCUGUACAACUAUUGAAUUAGUCAUUGAACUAAUUCCUACUUAGUCAAGCACCAAAGAAUUAAGGACUCGUUCUGCACAGAACAGCUGUUUAUUGGUUCACGCUGUUCGCUUCGUUAAACAUCAUCAGAGUCGAUGCCAAAUGUUGCAGCUAGUUUUGUUGACAUACAUUUGAGAUGUUUCCAGUAGUACUGGGCCAUGGCCAGGAUUUUUUUAAAUGUUUAGCUUACAUUUGUGGCCGAGAGGGAAACAGCUGGCCCAAGUGACUGAUGACUGAAUAGGAGCUCAUUGAUUAUGCGUGAAUGAAACGCUUAUGACUACAGCCUCAAAAUCUCACAAUUCCGCCCGUACGUUUUAAUAGAAUCAGAAAUAAUAUUAUCCUCAGUAACUAAUGGGGAGGUACAUUAAUAUUGCAAUAGUAAUGACAGAGAAUACACUUCCUUUUUUUGAU
This is a messenger RNA of Megalobrama amblycephala (Wuchang bream), 3605 nucleotides long. RefSeq names its product LON peptidase N-terminal domain and ring finger 1 (gene lonrf4). NCBI's taxonomy places the organism in Eukaryota, Metazoa, Chordata, Actinopteri, Cypriniformes, Xenocyprididae. The record is from RefSeq and is a predicted model, not a curated record. Bases 1129 to 2919 code for a protein of 596 amino acids. Gene Ontology annotation, molecular function: protein binding. The transcript is spliced from 12 exons.